CGGGUCCUCAAAACCUCUGGGGGCUUGUUUGUUUUGCGACUGAGCGGCUCCGCCCUCGGGGUGUCGUCACGGCUUGGGGGUGAGGCUUUGGACCUACUGCGCAGGCGUCGUCCUGUGGUACCCUCGUCUGUUCGAGUAACAGGUUGAUCGCCAAAAGCUGCCGCCUAGUUUGUUGGCUCGUCUCUCUUCCAGCUCUUAAAGGGUUUGGGGACCAGGGAAGAACCCCGUGUGUCAUUUGUCUCUCUCCUCCUCCCGUUCGCCCCAGUCACUCAUCCCUUCUAAGUCAGUCAGACGCUGGGGCCAGAAGUCUGGGAAAGCCGUAAGUCUGGCUACCUGUUUAGCGUGUAGUAGUAAGUUCUCGGUUUCCGGAGUCUUUAAGCAAAGACUGGAGUUUGGUGAUGGUGGAGUAUAAGCGUUCCUAAACUGGAUAAUGUAGUAGAUGACCCCUUUUAAAACAUCAGCCCCCAGCGACAACCCGGCCGGCACUUGCUACUCAAAACUAAACGCCGGGAGAGAGUGGGUCAGUCUUAAGUAUUUGGAGUGACCGUCACUGAGGUAGAUCUGCAGAAGCUUCGCCCCAACCACGCAGGCCGUCUCGGUGCUUCCUGUUUCUCACGCUCUGGGUUUUCAUUCUCUAAGGGCUGAGUACACGCUUCCUCUGGUGCAAAAACCUUUCGGUUUUUAAUGAAGGCAGCUCCUCAUCAGCCACUCAUAACCAAGAAAAAUUUGAUAAGUAAAUCUCUGUAGAAACGCUAAUUCGGGCCUGGAAAUCCCAGGAACAAGUGUCAAUUUGUCACUCCUUAAGGACCUGAAAGUCCCAGAAACUUGAUGGUGGUGAAGCUCUGGUAAUUAUUUAGAAAGACUGAGAAUUUAAUAGAUCGCCUGGGGCCUUGGCCUGAGACCUGGGAGCCUGUGAAGUGACCGGGAAGCCAUGGAAGCAGCUGAGAAAAAGGAAAUCAGUGUUGAAAAUGAAGCUGUGGAUAAAAGCAUUUUCAAAGACUGCAGCAAGAUUGCUUUCUACAGGCAUCUGUAUACUCCAAAUCUGUAGGCGUCAUAAACAGCGGCUCUCCAAGAAGUCUACCUAUCGGGCAUUACUAAACUCAGUCACGACAGGCAAAGACAGCACCAGGUUCCAAAUCAUCAACGAAGCAGCUAAGGUUUCUCUCCUGGCUGAAGUUUAUGGUAUAGAAGGAAAUAUUUUCAGGCUUAAAAUCAAUGAAGAAACACCCUUGAAACCCAGGUAUGAAGUUCCUGAUGUCCUCACAAACAAGCCAAGCACUGUAAGGCUGACUUCAUGCUCAGGGGAUACAGGCAGUCUGGUAUUGGCAAAUGGAAAAGGAGAUCUGAAGUGUCACAUCACAGCAAACCCGUUCAAGAUAGACUUGGUGUCUGAAGAAGAGGUUGUGAUGAGCAUAAACUCCCUGGGCCAGUUGUACUUUGAGCAGCUGCAGAUUCCUCUCAACCAAAGAGCUACCAAGGAAAAUGAGGAGGAUGCAUCAGUUGAUAACACUCAGGAAAAUCAAGAGGAGCUAGGCCUGUGGGAGGAGAAAUUCGGAAAGUUUGUGGAUGUCAAAGUUAAUGGUCCUGCCUCCAUUGGUUUGGAUUUCUCCUUGCAUGGGUUUGAGCAUCUCUAUGGGAUCCCACAACAUGCAGAAUCACACCAACUUAAAAAUACCAGUGAUGGAGAUGCUUACCGUCUUUAUAACCUAGAUGUCUAUGGAUAUAAAAUACAUAACAAAAUGGGCAUUUAUGGUUCAGUGCCUUAUCUCCUGGCCCACAAACUGGGCAGGACUUUAGGCAUUUUUUGGCUAAAUGCCUCAGAAACACUAGUGGAGAUCAAUACAGAACCUGCAGUAAAGUACACACUGACCCAGAUGGGCCCAGUUGCUGCUAAACAAAAGGUCGGAUCUCGAACUGAUGUGCACUGGAUGUCAGAGAGUGGAAUCAUUGAUGUUUUUCUACUGACAGGACCUACACCUUCUGACGUCUUCAAGCAGUACUCAUACCUUACAGGCACACAAGCCAUGCCCCCUCUCUUCUCCUUGGGGUACCAUCAGUGCCGCUGGAACUACGAAGAUGAGCAGGAUGUAAAGGCAGUGGAUGCAGGAUUUGAUGAACAUGACAUUCCUUACGAUGUCAUGUGGCUGGACAUAGAGCACACUGAGGGAAAAAGGUACUUCACCUGGGACAAGAAAAGAUUCCCAAACCCCCAAAGGAUGCAAGAACUCCUCAGGAGCAAAAAACGUAAGCUUGUAGUCAUUAGUGACCCCCACAUCAAGAUUGAUCCCAACUAUUCAGUGUAUGCUAAAGCGAAAGAACAGGGCUUCUUUGUGAGGAAUCAUGAAGGGGGAGACUUUGAAGGUGUAUGCUGGCCUGGUCUCUCCUCUUACCUGGAUUUCACCAAUCCCAAAGUCAGAGAGUGGUAUUCCAGUCUUUUUGCUUUCUCUGUUUAUCAGGGGUCUACUGACAUCCUCUACAUAUGGAAUGACAUGAAUGAGCCCUCUGUCUUUAGAGGGCCAGAGCAAACCAUGCAGAAGAAUGCCAUUCAUCAUGGCAACUGGGAACACCGAGAACUUCACAACAUCUAUGGCUUUUAUCAGCAAAUGGCCACUGCGGAAGGACUGAUCCAACGAUCUAAAGGAAAGGAGAGACCCUUUGUUCUUACACGUUCUUUCUUUGCUGGAUCACAAAAAUAUGGUGCUGUGUGGACAGGUGACAACAGAGCAAAGUGGAGUUACCUGAAAAUUUCUAUCCCUAUGUUACUUACCCUCAGCGUGACUGGGAUCUCUUUUUGUGGAGCUGAUGUAGGCGGCUUUGACGGGAAUCCAGAGGCAGAGCUGCUAGUGCGGUGGUACCAGGCGGGAGCCUACCAGCCCUUCUUCCGUGGCCACGCCACCAGGAACACCAAGCGACGGGAACCCUGGCUCUUUGGGGAGGAGCACACCCGGCUCAUCCGAGAAGCCAUCAGAGAGCGCUAUGCCCUCCUGCCCUACUGGUAUUCUCUGUUCUACUCUGCACACGUGGCUUCUCUACCCGUCAUGAGGCCUCUGUGGGUAGAGUUCCCUGAUGAAUUAAAGACUUUUGGUGUGGAAGAUGAAUUCAUGCUGGGAAGUGCUUUAUUGGUUCAUCCAGUCACAGAACCAAAAGCUACUGUGGUUGAUGUCUUUCUGCCAGGAUCAAAUGAGGUCUGGUAUGAUUCUAAGACAUUUGCUCAUUGGGAAGGAGCAUGUGUUAUAAAGAUCCCAGUAGCCUUGGACACCAUACCAGUGUUCCAGCGAGGUGGAAGUGUGGUACCAAUAAAGACAACUAUAGGAAAAUCCACAGGCUACAUGACUGAUGCCCCAUAUGGACUCCGGGUGGCCCUAAGCACUAAGGGUUCUGCCGAGGGUGAAUUCUAUCUUGAUGAUGGCCAUUCAUUCCAAUACCUCCACCAGAAGCAAUUCUUGCACAGGAAGUUUUCGUUCUCCUCAGGUGUUUUGAUCAACAGCUGUGCUGACGAGAAGGGUCAUUAUCCCAGCAACUGUGUGGUGGAGCAGAUCUUGUUCCUAGGCCUCCAGAAGCAGCCAUCUUCUGUGACCACCCACUCACCUGAUGGUAAAGCUCAGCCUGUGGAUUUUACAUAUUGUGCCAAAACAUCCACCCUGAGCCUGGAGAAGCUCUCACUGAACAUUGGUGCUGACUGGGAGGUCCACAUCCAGUGACAGAGCAGUGCACCUGGUGACAAGUGCUGGGAGCAGCUGCACCUUUCCGCCUUUCCAGGGGCCUUUUUUAUUGCGAUUUGUGCCGCAUGCUAAUUGACUUCUCUGGCUCAAAGCCAUCUUUCAAUUAGUCACCAGUUUACUAACGAACAAUCAAUUUCAAGUUUUUCAGAUGUUACAUUUUUAGAUGUGCUAGUAAUACUCUUUGUGUCACACACCCCCUCUUCUCCUACAUACAGGUGGUCCAGAGACAUUUAUAGAGUUCACAUUGCUCCUUGGGCCAUGGCCUGUGGUAUGCACUGUUGCCCAGUGGGCAGCUGCUCUUUGAGCACAGCUGGAUGGGUUUGUUUUAUGUGAGAGGUGGGCCAAGCCCACCCACCUUGUGGAAACUUGUCUUAGCCCAUGUCGCAGAGCCACUAGGGCUCCAGCAGCUGAGCUGCUCAAGGCCUAUCUCUAAGUUGACAGCAGCCUCUGGUGCCCGCCCCACCCUAAUUAUCUGUUACCCUCUUAGACCUAGGCAAGACAACCCUUUUCUGCUUGCACUGCAUUCACUGCAGCAACAGGGAGUUACUCUACACUAGAGACUGACUCAGGAACACAAAGGGUUCUUUUCCUUGCCAUGUGUUUUGGGCUCCAGAGUUCCAAAUUAAUCUCCUUAAAAUUCUAACUUCUUUAUAUUAAUUGUUUUUAUUAAAUACUGUUCACUAACCAAAGCUUAUUUGUAACAUAAGUAAGCUAUAAUUAAAAAUAAUAAAAUAAAUACCUAUGUCCCCACCCUCAAACUUCAGAAAUAGAACACAGGGCUGGGACAAGGGUGAGGCAAGUAAGGCACUUGCCUGGGGCACAAAAUUUAAGGGGAGGCCCCAGAUCACAGUAAUCAAAAUAAAUAAUAUUUUAAUGCAAUAUUUUUAAAAAUCAAAAUUAGUGCAAAAAAAAAUCUAUGAUGAACAAAAUACCAAAAUUUUAAAUGAGGACAGGAUAAUAAUAAUAUUAUUAAUAAUAAUAUUACUGCAUUUUACUUUUGCCUCCGACUCCAGGACAGCUUGGCGUGGGCUAGAACGCUACACCAUGCCAGUUCCCUAGGAUUCUCCCCAGGGACUCCCUACGGCCGCAGCAUCUGCUGGGGCAGCCGCAUGGCCUCAGCAUUGCUCAGCAUGCACAUUUGCAUAUCAGGCUUCCUCCACUUAGCAACUUGCCAGCUGCCACCUCUGUGCCUUCUGUUCCCUGGGCCCCAAUAUCCACUGCCUCCCCUCUACCAAUGCAAAUCCUGCCAUCCAUCCGAGCCAAACUCAAAUCCCACUUCCCCACAGAGCCUUUCCAACUACCCUAACACCCUCAAUUCCCCUUUACCACGAGCAGUGAUUUUGCCCUUCUCUGAAAUGCUGCCUCACUCAUAGUAUUCGUUCUGCUUAGCAUUCUCAGGGAUGGUCCCUCAGUGUUUCAGGUCUGUCUUGUUUCACUACUAGAUUGUAUGUUCUUCAAGAUCAUGUUAUAUUUGUCUUCUAUCUGCCAGAGCACCCUUAUACUUGGCUUUUAGAAAUGGUUGGCUGUAACUGGUUGACUGAUGGAUUUGAUUGAUUAAAACUUGAGAAUUGAAUAUAUCUGUUUCUGAUUUACUUUUCUGACAUAGGACUCUUCCCUCCAGGUAUA
This is a messenger RNA of Hippopotamus amphibius kiboko, 5348 nucleotides long. It is a transcript of the gene GANC, whose product is annotated as glucosidase alpha, neutral C. The transcript has 24 exons. Gene Ontology annotation, biological process: carbohydrate metabolic process; N-glycan processing. The record is from RefSeq and is a predicted model, not a curated record. Bases 969 to 3701 code for a protein of 910 amino acids. Gene Ontology annotation, molecular function: carbohydrate binding; alpha-1,4-glucosidase activity. NCBI's taxonomy places the organism in Eukaryota, Metazoa, Chordata, Mammalia, Artiodactyla, Hippopotamidae.